UCAGUUGGAGUCUUCCCUUGGCUCCCGUGGUGGCGUGAGUCUGCAGUGUCCCGGGGUGACUGAGAGACAGCCGGAGCCUGUAAGAGUUAGAGUCUGUGGCAGCGUCGGAACUUCAGCUACACUAAGCAUCAACAACUAUGUUAAAGUACUUCCUUUGCGUGGUGGUGUUGGUGUCGUGCGGCGAGGCGGUCCCCACGACACCCAUGCAGGAGGCUCCGGGCGCUUCAGUAGACGAUGUCCGGUUUCUUCUUUGGACCAAGAGCAACUCCGGCGACGGUGCCUACUACGAAGUGGUCCUCGACGACUCAGGGAGCCUCAACGGGUCGCCGCUCAACGCCAAUGACCCCACAGUCGUCCUCAUUCACGGGUUCUCGAGCUCCGGCGACAGCGGCUGGCCCGUGGACGCCAAGACCGAGCUGCUGAAGCAGGGAUCGUACAACGUCAUCUCCGUGGACUGGGGUAAACUGGCAGCUGCCCCCUGGUACCUCACUGCUGUAGCCAACGUUCCCCUGGUGGGUGCCCACACAGCCACUUUCCUGGACUGGCUGAAGGCCUCCGUGGGUCUGGACACCAGCAAGCUGCAGAUCACUGGACACUCGCUGGGCGCUCACGUCUCGGGCGCCGUCGGCCAGAACGUCGCCUCCUUCACCGUUCCCGCCAUCACUGGUUUGGACCCGGCGGGACCGGAGUUCUACUCUAAACCAACGUCUGAACGUCUAGACGCGUCUGACGCAGCAUUCGUCCAAAUCAUCCACACCAAUGGUGGCGAGAUACUGCAAAGCUGUGUGGGCCUCGCGGACACCGCCGGCCAGGUCGACUUCUUCCCUAACGGAGGCGUUCACCAGCCCGGGUGUGUCGACCUGGGUGAAUGGACCGACCUGCUUGAAGGCGGGUGUAGCCACGGCAGGUCCCACCUGUUCUGGGUGGAGAGCAUCAACGGGUCUCCAGCCUUCAGGGCACAUCCCUGCGACGACUGGACCUCCUACGAGAACGGCCAGUGCUCGUCCUGCGGCGCCGGCUGCCUGGAGAUGGGCUUCCACGUGAGCCGCAGUCUGCGAGGCACGUACUUCCUGACCACCAACAGCGACCCGCCCUACGCUCAGGGGUAGAUAGACGCCUCGCUCCUAGACGAUAGAGAAACAAGACUGUUGGAGCCACCAGUGAUCGGGAGUGUCAAGCCCUGGCCCCCUCCAGCCACUGUUAACCAUCGUCACGUCGCAGUCAUUAUCCUUCUUCGAGUACAAUUUCAUCAUCCUUCCCAGUCAUACACAUUCUUCUCAUAAAUUAUCAAAGUCCCCUGCAAACCACUUUCCGUGUUAUGAUCUCUAUAAUAAUUCUCUUUUGCCUUCAUUCGGCUUCCAGUCCCUAUAAUCAACACACACACAUAUAUCGCACUCUUUCUUUGUUACUGUAAUCAUCCCUCCUAGUUUCUUUACUUCUCCAUUCUUCCAAUUAUUUUCAGCUAUCUACGUCAAUCUUCUACCUCCAUUUAAACACUAUACAAAAUGUUGUUUUAAAGGAUAAUAAACACAAAUGUUAAUUG
Molecule: messenger RNA, 1543 nt
Organism: Procambarus clarkii (red swamp crayfish)
Lineage: Eukaryota; Metazoa; Arthropoda; Malacostraca; Decapoda; Cambaridae
Product: pancreatic triacylglycerol lipase
Biological process (GO): lipid catabolic process
Molecular function (GO): lipase activity
Source: RefSeq, a predicted model, not a curated record